GGAUGUGGAUAGAAACCAAAAGUGAGGCGGAACAGGCCGGCAGGAGACAGGCCAGCGUCUCUCGGCGGGUUUUGAACUCUGUGCUGCUGUGCACUGGAGACAUGGAGCACUUGGACAAGUACAUGGAGGACAAGGCGUUUGUGCUGCAGCUGGCCGUGUGGGGCCUGAGAGGGGUGACCAGAGUGAUCCUGGCCAACAACCCGCUGUGUGGCGUGCUCAUUAUGGCCGCUCUGCUCUGGGCCUCCCCCUGGCAGGGCCUGCUGGGAGCGCUGGGCGUGCUGGCCUCCACGCUCACAGCUGUUAUCACGGGACAGGACAGCGGCGAGGUGACGAAAGGUCUGCACGGUUUUAACGGCAUGCUGGUGUCUCUGCUGAUGGGCGUGUUCAGCUCCAGCGGGGACUGGUACUGGUGGCUGCUGCUGCCUGUCUGCCUGGCCUCGGCCACAUGCGUGUUCCUGUUCAGCGGCCUGGCCUCGCUCUUCGACCGAUGGGACUUGCCCGUCGCCGUGUUUCCCUUCAACAUCACCAUCCUCCUCUACCUCCUCUGCACCGGGCCCAACAACCCUUACUUCCCCCACCAUCCCGCCGUGCCGCCGGGGAUGCUGGAGGCUAACGGCACGUCGCUGAUCGCCAUCCAGGUGAUCCGCGGCAUCCCGCUGGGCGUCGGCCAGAUCUUUGCCUGUGGAGCGCUGGGGCCGUCCCUCCUCAUCCUGGGGUCCGUUCUGCUCUACUCCCCGCUGUUGGCCGUUCACGCCCUGCUGGGGUCGGCCAUCGGGACGCUGGCCGGUCUGUCCAUGGCUGUGCGUCACGAGGCUCUGUACUCAGGGCUGUCUGGGUUUAACGGCGCUCUGGGCUGCAUGGCUGUUGGAGGACUCUUCUUCACCUUCAGCUGGAGGACUCACCUCCUCGCCAUCGCUUGCGCCUUCCUGUCUGCAUACAGCGACAUAGCUCUGAGCAACAUGAUGGGAACUAUCGGCCUCCCGGUAUGCAGUCUGCCGGUGACCCUGGUGAUCACGCUGAUGCUGCUGCUGAACGGCAGCCUGGCGGCGUACCGCAUCCCCACCGGUCAGGUGAUGGCCCCCGAACGCAACCUGCGCUCCCGCAGCCAGUGGGAGGCCGGGAACACCGAGGAGAGGGAGAGCACGGACGUGUAGCAACGGGGGAACGCCUGGGAAA
Molecule: messenger RNA, 1176 nt
Organism: Salarias fasciatus (jewelled blenny)
Lineage: Eukaryota; Metazoa; Chordata; Actinopteri; Blenniiformes; Blenniidae
Product: urea transporter 1
Exons: 8
Coding region: 3-1154 (383 amino acids)
Biological process (GO): urea transmembrane transport
Cellular component (GO): membrane
Molecular function (GO): urea transmembrane transporter activity
Source: RefSeq, a predicted model, not a curated record